UAGAGUUAAAAUGUAAGGGAAGUCUCAUACCAGUUGAAGUUAGCGCUCAUAUUUAACUUAUUUCUCACUCAAAGGAAAGGAUGUUAUAUGUUUGAAGUGACAGAGUAAUUAGAAAAUGGAACUUUAAAAAAGGGGAAAUGUUGCAUCUUAUAGGUAUCAAGAUUUUAUUCUAGAAGGGGUCUUUUUCAAGUCUUGCAGGAUAUUUAUAGGCUGCUCUGGUUGAUAAUAAUUAAAUUUCUUUUGCAUUAUAUAGGUAGUGAAAUCUUGUGAGUGGUCUCAGAAAGUAGGAUAAGCUGAGUGUGCUAAUAAGUCUGUCCUUGUAGAAGUGACCAACGUUUAAUUCAAAGGGAAAAUACGGAUUUCACUGAAUAUACGUUUGCUUUAGAAUCUGAGGUAUCUGCUAGAAGAUGAGUCUGCCCAUUUGGAUGAGAUGCCUCUGAUGAUGUCUGAAGAAGGUUUUGAAAAUGAUGAAAGUGAUUACCACACAUUACCACGAGCUAGGAUAACUCGCAGACAAAGAGGAGUAGAGUGGUUUGUUUGUGGUGGAUGGAAAUUCCUCUGUACCAGAUGCUGUGAUUGGCUGAUAAAUAUUUGUCAGAGAAAGAAAGAACUGAAAGCUCGCACAGUCUGGCUUGGAUGUCCUGAAAAGUGUGAAGAGAAACAUCCCAGAAAUUCUAUAAAAAAUCAAAAAUACAAUGUGUUUACCUUUAUACCUGGGGUUUUAUAUGAACAAUUCAAGUUUUUCUUGAAUCUCUAUUUUCUGGUGGUAUCCUGCUCACAGUUUGUACCAGCGUUGAAAAUAGGCUAUCUCUACACCUACUGGGCUCCUCUGGGAUUUGUCUUGGCUGUUACCAUCAUGCGGGAAGCAAUUGAUGAAUUUCGGCGUUUCCGACGAGACAAGGAAGUAAAUUCACAACUAUAUAGCAAGCUUACAGUAAGAGGUAAAGUGCAAGUUAAGAGUUCAGACAUACAAGUUGGAGACCUCAUCAUAGUGGAAAAGAAUCAAAGAAUUCCAUCGGAUAUGAUAUUUCUUAGGACUUCAGAAAAAGCAGGUUCAUGUUUUAUUCGAACUGAUCAACUGGAUGGCGAGACAGACUGGAAGCUGAAGGUUGCAGUGAGCUACACACAAAGGCUGCCGGCCUUGGGGGACCUUUUUUCUAUCAAUGCUUAUGUUUAUGCUCAGAAGCCACAACUGGAUAUUCAUAGUUUCGAAGGUACAUUUACCAGGGAAGACACUGACCCGCCCAUCCAUGAGAGUCUUGGCAUCGAGAACACCCUAUGGGCAAGCACGGUUGUUGCAUCAGGUACUGUAAUAGGUGUUGUCAUUUAUACUGGAAAAGAGACUCGAAGUGUAAUGAACACAUCAAAUCCAAAAAAUAAGGUUGGUCUGUUGGACCUUGAACUCAAUCAACUGACUAAAGCACUCUUUUUGGCUUUAGUUGCUCUUUCAGUUGUUAUGGUAACCAUACAAGGAUUUGUAGGCCCGUGGUACCGCAAUCUUUUUCGGUUCCUCCUUCUGUUUUCCUACAUUAUCCCCAUAAGUUUACGUGUAAACUUGGACAUGGGCAAAGCCGCCUAUGGGUGGAUGAUUAUGAAAGAUGAAUGUAUUCCUGGGACAGUCGUCCGGACAAGCACCAUCCCCGAGGAGCUGGGGCGUUUGGGGUAUCUGUUAACUGACAAGACAGGAACUCUCACCCAGAAUGAAAUGAUAUUUAAGCGUCUCCAUCUGGGUACUGUAUCUUAUGGAACUGACACAAUGGAUGAAAUUCAAAACCAUGUCAUAAAUUCUUAUUCACAGAUGCAUUCUCAAGCCAGUGGAAACAAUACCAGCUCAGUUCCACCAAGAAAAACCCAGACUUCAGCCCCCAAAGUUAGGAAGAGCGUGAGCAGUCGGAUCCACGAGGCGGUGAAGGCCGUCGCCCUGUGUCACAACGUGACCCCCGUGUACGAGGGCCGAGCCGGCGUGACCGGGGACAGCGACCGCGCAGAAGCCGACCAGGACUUCGGUGACGAGAGCCGCACCUACCAGGCCUCCAGCCCCGACGAGGUCGCCCUGGUGCAGUGGACGCAGAGCGCCGGGCUGACCCUGGUGAGCAGGGACCUGGCGUCCAUGCAGCUGAAGACCCCCGGCGGGCAGGUGCUGACCUACUGCGUGCUGCAGCUGUUUCCCUUCACGUCGGAGGGCAAGCGGAUGGGCAUCAUCGUGAAGGACGAGGCCUCUGCCGAGAUCACCUUCUACAUGAAGGGCGCCGACACCGUCAUGUCCACCAUCGUGCAGUACAACGACUGGCUGGAGGAGGAGUGCGGCAACAUGGCCCGCGAAGGGCUGCGCACCCUCGUCGUGGCCAAGAAGUCUCUGACGGAGGAGCAGUACCAGGACUUCGAGAGCCGAUACAGCCAGGCCAAGUUGAGUCUGCAUGACCGAGCACUCAAGGUGGCGGCAGUGGUGGAGAGCCUGGAGCGGGAGAUGGAGCUGCUGUGCCUCACCGGCGUGGAGGACCAGCUGCAGGCCGACGUGCGGCCCACUCUGGAGAUGCUGAGAAACGCGGGCAUCAAGAUAUGGAUGCUAACAGGCGAUAAACUGGAGACAGCUACGUGCAUCGCCAAAAGUUCACAUUUGGUGUCCAGGACACAAGACAUUCAUAUUUUCCAGCCCGUAACAAGUCGGGGCGAGGCCCACCUGGAGCUCAAUGCCUUUAGAAGGAAGCACGAUUGUGCGCUGGUCAUUUCGGGGGACUCUCUGGAGGUUUGUCUGAAAUACUACGAGCAUGAGUUUGUGGAGCUGGCUCGCCAGUGCCCUGCAGUCGUGUGCUGCCGCUGCUCCCCCACCCAGAAGGCCCACAUCGCCCGCCUGCUGCAGCGGCACUCGGGGAGGCGCACCUGUGCCGUGGGAGAUGGAGGAAAUGAUGUCAGCAUGAUCCAAGCAGCCAACUGCGGGAUCGGGAUUGAAGGAAAGGAGGGAAAGCAAGCCUCCCUGGCCGCAGAUUUUUCCAUCACGCAGUUUAAACACAUUGGCCGGCUGCUGGUGGUGCACGGCCGGAACAGCUACAAGAGGUCAGCCGCGCUGGGUCAGUUCGUCCUGCACAGGGGCCUCAUCAUCUCCGCCAUGCAGGCUGUCUUUUCUUCAGUCUUCUAUUUUGCAUCUGUUCCUUUGUACCAGGGAUUCCUAAUGGUAGGGUACGCAACUAUAUACACGAUGUUUCCCGUGUUCUCCCUGGUGUUGGAUCAGGACGUGAAGCCGGAGAUGGCCAUGCUGUACCCGGAGCUCUACAAGGACCUCACGAAGGGUCGAGCCCUGUCGUUUAAGACAUUCCUCAUCUGGGUUCUAAUCAGCAUUUACCAAGGCGGCGUCCUCAUGUACGGGGCGCUGGUGCUGUUCGAGUCGGAGUUCGUGCACGUCGUGCUCAUCUCGUUCACCGCCCUCAUCCUGACGGAGCUGCUGACGGUGGCCCUGGCGGUGCGCACCUGGCACUGGCUGAUGGUGCUGGCCGAGUUCCUCAGCCUCGGCUGCUACGUGGCCUCGCUCGCGUUUCUGAACCAGUAUUUUGGUAUAGGCAGAGUGUCUUUUGGAGCUUUCUUAGAUGUCGCCUUUAUCACGACUCUGACCUUCCUGUGGAAAGUGUCGGCCAUCACCGUGGUGAGCUGUCUCCCGCUGUACGUCCUCAAGUACCUGAAGCGAAAGCUCUCUCCUCCCAGCUACUCCAAGCUCAGCUCCUGAGGGCACCUGCUGGGGCCUGGCCGCGGGGCUCCGAGUGCGGACGGUGGGGUGCUGCUGGGGGAGCCCGGGGCCCCCCCGAGGGCAGUUACGCCGCUCUCUUUUCUUUCCUCUUUAGUUGUUUCCACAGUUUAA
Molecule: messenger RNA, 3850 nt
Organism: Choloepus didactylus (southern two-toed sloth)
Lineage: Eukaryota; Metazoa; Chordata; Mammalia; Pilosa; Megalonychidae
Gene: ATP9B
Product: ATPase phospholipid transporting 9B (putative)
Exons: 30
Coding region: 431-3718 (1095 amino acids)
Biological process (GO): retrograde vesicle-mediated transport, Golgi to endoplasmic reticulum; endocytosis; phospholipid translocation
Cellular component (GO): trans-Golgi network; endosome; plasma membrane
Molecular function (GO): ATP hydrolysis activity; ATPase-coupled intramembrane lipid carrier activity; ATP binding
Source: RefSeq, a predicted model, not a curated record